CUGGAUUUAGACUUUUCAUUUACCAAAGUGGCUACUCAAAUCUGUAAAUUAUGUGAAGAGAAAGGCAUUGCCAACUCUAGACUAAAUAACUUUUAUCAACAAAAAACUAAUCUGCAGAAAAUAACUGUUGAAGCAAUACAAGAAUAG
This is a messenger RNA of Funneliformis mosseae, 147 nucleotides long. The record is from the annotation of a GenBank genome assembly. Lineage: Eukaryota; Fungi; Glomeromycota; Glomeromycetes; Glomerales; Glomeraceae.